AUGGUGACACCCGCCACCAAGACGGAAUUCGGAGACUACCAAGUCAAUGCCGCCAUGGGCUUGGCCAAAGCACUCAACCUCAGUCCCCGCGAAUGCGCCGCACAAAUCGUCAAAGCCCUGCAACCCAAAAUUCAAUCGUUCAUGGAAGAGCCGGAAAUUGCCGGCCCGGGAUUCGUCAAUUUGCGCUUUCGAACAUCGUACUUGACGCAGGCCGUCUCGAGCAUGGCUGGGGACGCUCAAGGGCGUUUGGCGGUUCCCCGCACGGCGCAAACACAAAAAAUUGUCGUCGACUUUUCGUCCCCCAACAUUGCCAAAGAAAUGCACGUGGGCCAUUUGCGAUCCACCAUUAUUGGUGAUACCCUGUGCAACGUCCUUGAGUUCGCUGGACACGAAGUGACCAGACUUAAUCACGUCGGCGAUUGGGGAACACAGUUUGGUAUGCUGGUUGAGCAUUUGCGGGACGAGUAUCCGGCAGCGCUGCGAUCAGACACCGCCGACGAUGUGGAUCUGGGAGACUUGGUGCAACUUUACAAGGCAGCCAAGAAACGUUUCGACGAAGACGAUGAAUUCAAGACGCGAGCACGCGAAGGGGUCGUGAAGCUGCAAGCGGGAAACGAAGAGGAGCUGGCCGCCUGGGAGUCCUUGUGCGCAGCGAGUCGCAAGGAAUAUCAAAAGAUUUACGAUCGCCUACAAAUUGAAGGCCUGGUUGAGCGAGGCGAGUCGUUUUACAAUCCGUUUCUGAAGGACGUCGUCGACGAACUUGUCGAAAAGGGUUUGGCCGUCGAGAGUGACGGAGCCUUAGUGGUAUAUCUGGAAGGAUACACCAAUCGUGACGGUUCUCCGUUGCCCAUGAUUGUGCGCAAAUCCGAUGGUGGCUUUAAUUACGCAACCACCGAUCUGGCGGCCAUGCGACACCGUACGUUGAUGCCCCGAGCAGAGUCGGGAGAAAGAGCAGACCGGGUCCUCUACGUCACGGAUGCGGGACAGGCACAACAUUUCGAAAUGGUGUUUGAAGCCGGAAAAGUUGCCGGAUUCUGUAGGGAGGGUGCUUCCCUGGAACAUGUACCCUUUGGCCUAGUCCAAGGGGAAGAUGGCAAGAAAUUUGCCACCAGGUCCGGUGAGACUGUCAAGCUAAAGGAUCUUCUGGACGAAGCUGUCCGGAUUUCUGGUGCGGAUUUGAAGAAGCGCAACGAAAACGUCGAUCAGGAAUUCCUGGACCGUGUGGACAAUGUCGCGCGUAUUGUAGGUAUCGGUGCUGUGAAAUAUGCCGAUCUUUCCAUGAAUCGCGAGUCGAAUUACCGCUUCAGCUACGAUCGCAUGCUGAGUCUGAACGGGAACACUGCCCCAUACAUGCUCUACGCCUACGCCCGUGUAUGUGGUAUCAUCCGCAAGGCCAGUGGGCAAGAAGGAACCGGGGCCAUUGAUUGGCCAAAGGCUUCCGAAAUAAUGAUCACGCACGAGUCUGAGUUGGAGUUAAUACGGAAUCUAGUCAAGUUACCCGACGUGUUGAACGAAGUUGAACGAGAACUGUAUCCAAACAGAAUGUGUGACUAUCUUUUCGAGACGUCACAAAAGUUUAAUCAAUUUUACGAGAGUUGCUCGGUCAACAAAGCGGAAAGCGAAGAGAUCAAAGCAAGUCGUCUUUCCCUGUGUACAGCAACUGCGGGCACUAUUCGCUUACUUUUGACUUUGCUCGGCAUCGAAACAUUGGAAAAAAUGUAG
Molecule: messenger RNA, 1722 nt
Organism: Phaeodactylum tricornutum CCAP 1055/1
Lineage: Eukaryota; Bacillariophyta; Bacillariophyceae; Surirellales; Neidiaceae
Exons: 1
Coding region: 1-1722 (573 amino acids)
Biological process (GO): arginyl-tRNA aminoacylation
Cellular component (GO): cytoplasm
Molecular function (GO): ATP binding; arginine-tRNA ligase activity
Source: RefSeq, a predicted model, not a curated record